Messenger RNA from Brachypodium distachyon (stiff brome), 832 nucleotides. RefSeq names its product nucleolar protein 16. The coding region runs from base 58 to 642 and encodes 194 amino acids. Gene Ontology annotation, cellular component: nucleolus. The record is from RefSeq and is a predicted model, not a curated record. The transcript is spliced from 3 exons. NCBI's taxonomy places the organism in Eukaryota, Viridiplantae, Streptophyta, Magnoliopsida, Poales, Poaceae. Gene Ontology annotation, biological process: ribosomal large subunit biogenesis.
CUCCCAUCUCUCGCCAAAACCCUAGGUAACCCCUCGCCCUCGAAACCCUAAGCACCGAUGGGAGGUUCGCGGCGCAAGCUCAGGCGCUCCCGCACCAAGGUGCGCGUGGGAUUGCCGCGCAAGAAGCCGCGCGAGUUCAAGCCGGCCUUCGACCUUCCCGAGGCGCUCGCCGCUGCCGCCGCCGCAGAUGGCGGCGGCCAUGUUCCCAGCUGGGACGCGGAAGGUAGCGUGGUGAAGAACUACGCGGCCUUCGGAGUGGUGGCCAAUCCUAACCUGCUCGGCGCCCACUCCCGCGGCACACCGCACCUCGUCCAGAGCGCCCCGCUGCAGGCGCCCGAUGUCGCCGCCGCGCGCGCCCCCGUCGACGAGUUCGAGCCCGUCGACACCGGCAGUGAUCUCGAAUGCGACGAUCUAAAAUCUGCUCUUGGGAAGAGAAGGAGGGAUGGCAAGUCUGCACCGUUGGAGCCACUGACUAAAAUUCAGCGUAUUUGCAUUGGCAGAUUAAUAGAGAAGUAUGGUGAUAACUACAAGGCCAUGUUCAUGGAUACCAAACUGAACUCUAUGCAGCAAUCGGUGGGUACAUUGAAGAAGCUCUGCGAAAGAUACCAUGUUGGUGGCAAGACUAUCCUCUAUCCAAUGUAGUGCCACACGGAAAUGUAGAUUUCACUUUCAUUCUGUACCCUGCCUCUCCCACUAAUGGGACAUGAAAAUUUUGCCUGUGAGCAAUGUAACUUGCUGUUAACUUCAGUAUAUCAAUGAGCUUUCUUGUCGGAGUGCUAGUAUGUUGCCAUGCAUUAUUUUCCUCGAACAAUAUGGAGGUUGCAACUGGUUA